Messenger RNA from Nycticebus coucang (slow loris), 1113 nucleotides. It is a transcript of the gene GMNN, whose product is annotated as geminin DNA replication inhibitor. Bases 141 to 869 code for a protein of 242 amino acids. The record is from RefSeq and is a predicted model, not a curated record. NCBI's taxonomy places the organism in Eukaryota, Metazoa, Chordata, Mammalia, Primates, Lorisidae. Gene Ontology annotation, biological process: negative regulation of DNA replication; negative regulation of cell cycle. The transcript has 7 exons. Gene Ontology annotation, cellular component: nucleus.
GCGCGCGCCGUCACUGUAGGUACUGUGGAGACUAACAUAGGUUCCUUGUGAGUGUUGUACGAGGCGCCGCUGCCACAGCUCUCUGCCUUCGCUACGAAGAUUGAGCAUAUCCACCCAUCUUGUGUUUCACAAGCUGUGUAAUGAAUCCCAGCAUGAAGCAGAAACAAGAAGAAAUUAAAGAAAAUGUAAAGAAUAGUCCUGUCCCAAGAAGAACUCUGAAGAUGAUUCAGCCUUCUACAGCUGGAUCUCUUGUUGGAAGAGAAAAUGAGUUGGCCCAGGGCUUAUUGAAAAAGAAACAUUGGAAUGACCAGAUAACAUCUAAGACUUCCAGCUCUGGAAUUGUUAUUGACCCAGAAUAUAGUGAAAAUAAAAAUCUUGGAGGAGUCACCCAAGAAGCAUUUGAUCUUAUGGUUAAAGAAAAUCCAUCCUCUCAAUAUUGGAAAGAAGUGGCAGAAAGGCGGAGGAAGGCUCUCUAUGAAACACUUGCAGAGAAUGAGAAACUUUAUAAAGAAAUUGAAGAAAAGGACAAUGAAAUUGCCCGCCUGAAAAAGGAGAAUAAAGAAUUGGCAGAAGUAGCACAGCAUGUACAAUAUAUGGCAGAGGUAAUAGAGAGACUGAGUGGUGAACAUCUGAAAAGCCUUGAAUCACUGGAUAGUCAGGAAUUUGAUUCUGAAGAAGAAGCCGGUAAGGAUUCUGAAGUGGAAGCUGGUGAGGAUUCUGAAGAGGAAGCCGGUGAGGAUUCUGAAGUGGAAGCCGGUGAGGAUUCUGAAGAGGAAGCCGGUGAGGAUUCUGAAGUGGAAGACUCGGAAAUUGGCACAUGUGCCGAAAGAACUAUAGCUUCCUCUAGGGAUGCAAAACCAUGUGUAUGAAAUUCAUUAAUACUUGCCUUGAGAAAUAUACUGCCAAAGUUUAUGUCCACUAGAGUUCUUUAUAGCAGAGUACAUAAUUAUAUGAUGCAUACUCUGGAAUCAAACUUCCUUGUUUGAAAUCCUGGGACCUUGUUGUAUUAAAAUACAAAUACUGUGUAUUUUUAAUCUGAUGUCUUAUGCAAAUAGCAUUUUCUCAGUUGUCAGACGUGACUUGUGUAUAUGACUUAAUAAACUUCAAUCUUCC